AUGGCUAAACUUCAACAUCCAACCACCUUGUUGGUGAUGGCUGGCUAUUUGAUCGUAUCCUUCUUGUGUAGUUUCUUGUUACUUUCGAAUAGUGUCACUUGCAUGUACGAUGAUUUUCAACAAAAUUCUUGGGAUCAAGUUCCUGUUCAAACCAGAGAAAUGAUUUCGAAUAUUAAUUCUCAACCAUCAGCAUCUUGGCAAGCCGUUGAAUAUCCUCAAUUUAAAGGUAAAAGUUUGGCUGACAUGACCAAUUUACUUGGUGCUUUGAACGUCAAUGAAAACGAUUUGAAAGGAGAGGUCAUGGAUAAAGAUAAUAGCACUAACACUCCUUUGAGCGAUUCAAGAUAUUUAACAAUUUUACGUUUGCGAGAUUUUCCAACUCAAUUCGAUGCUAGAGAACAAUGGCCACAAUGUAUUAGAUCGAUUAAAAAUCAAAAGAAUUGUGGAUCUUGUUGGGCAUUUUCUGCAAGUAGUGUUUUGGCUGAUAGAUUUUGUAUUAAGAGUGGAGGAAAGGUUAAUGUCGAUCUUUCUCCUCAAUUCAUGGUUUCAUGCAGUGGACAAAACAAUGGAUGUAAUGGUGGUUUCUUUGAUGCUACUUGGAGAUUUUUAGUUUCUGUUGGAACAGUAUCUGAAGCAUGUGUUCCGUAUGUUUCCUUUGGAGGCGCAGUCCCUGCAUGUAAUGUCAAAUCUUGUGGUGUUCCAGGUCAAAAGUCACCAUUUUACAGAGCUGGUUCUGCAAGAAAACUUGAAGGAAUGCUUGAUAUUAUGGCAGAUUUGAAGGCAAAUGGACCUAUACAAGUUGCCAUGGGCGUAUACAGAGAUUUCUACUCCUAUAAGUCUGGUGUUUAUCAUCAUGUGUCUGGAAGAUAUGUCGGUGGUCAUGCUGUCAAAAUUGUUGGGUGGGGAUAUGAUUCUGCCUCCAAGCUUCCUUAUUGGAUUUGUGCUAAUUCUUGGGGAGAAGAUUGGGGAAUUAAAGGAUAUUUUUGGAUCUUGAGAGGCCGUGGAGAAUGUGGAAUUGGAAAAAUGGUUUGGUCUGGUAAGCCAGCUUUGUAAAUCUUUGCAAAAUUAUUUACAACUCAAUUUGUGAAUAAAUUUCUUUACAAUUUUUC
Molecule: messenger RNA, 1109 nt
Organism: Naegleria gruberi
Lineage: Eukaryota; Heterolobosea; Eutetramitea; Acrasida; Naegleriidae
Product: cathepsin B-like cysteine proteinase
Exons: 7
Coding region: 1-1053 (350 amino acids)
Cellular component (GO): lysosome
Molecular function (GO): cysteine-type endopeptidase activity
Source: RefSeq, a predicted model, not a curated record